Molecule: messenger RNA, 948 nt
Organism: Colletotrichum truncatum
Lineage: Eukaryota; Fungi; Ascomycota; Sordariomycetes; Glomerellales; Glomerellaceae
Source: RefSeq, a predicted model, not a curated record
AUGUAUCGCAGCUCUGAUCUCCCAAUUCCUGUGUCUUAUACGUCUACGAGCUACAAGGACAUCAUCAUCAGCCAUGUUCCGGCUGACGCACCUACAGCUACCAAGGUGAUCGUUAUCACGCUCAGCAGGCCUCAGAAGCACAAUGCCGUGAAUCAAAAUAUUCUCAAUGAGCUAGAGUCCGCUUACGACAUCUUAAAUAGAGAUGAGCGUGUGAGGGCCAUUGUGCUCACUGGAGCAGGGAAAUCCUACUGUGUGGGAAUGGAUCUCUCAGACGGGCCCAAGGGGCUUAUGAAGAUCAAGCAAAAUGAAGAGACAAUGAAGCAUUGGAAAGACCCAGGUGGCCGAGUCGCCUUGGCUAUGUCGAAUUGCAUCAAGCCAACGAUUGUUGCAGUGAACGGCGCGGCAGCAGGCUUCGGUCUUACUUCAAUGAUGUCGGCAACGAUCCGAGUAGCUUGGAAAGACGCCAAAAUCAGCAUGCCUUUUGCCCGCCGCGGUUUCACGAUGGAAUCUCUCAGCGCCUUUUACCUUCCCAAGCUCAUUGGACUUUCAAAAGCUAUGCAUAUAAUGACAACGGGUAACAUAUACUCUGCAUCCGAUCCCAUGGUUAGCGGCCUCUUUUCAAAGCUCUGUUCAACCCCAGAGGACACGCUCAAAUACGCCAUUGAGACAGCAAUUGAUAUAGCUGAGAACACAUCGCUUACGAGCACCAAGAUGAUGAGAGAUUUGAUGUUGUAUUGCCCCAGUACGCCUGAAGAAACGCACAUACUAGACUCUAGAGUCUUUAUUGCAGCUGCAGGGUCGGCAGAUAACGUAGAAGGCAUCAAGGCGUUCAUGGAGAAGAGAAAGCCAGCAUUUUCUGGAGAUAUUGAUAGGGCUGCUUUGCCGUUCUGGCCUUGGUGGAAGCAGGGGGCAGAUGAAUCUAUCUCUGGACUCAAGGCCAAGCUAUAG